AUGGUAGACAAAGGGGUUACAAAGGUCACACCGACUAAAAUUACAACUAGAAACCCAGUUUGUAGACUCUGUGGUGGUUGUCAAGGCACACGUCACAUGGUACGCAUAUUUAGCAAAACUGGUACAUCAAAAAAUCUUUGUGUGAAGAUAAAGAAACUGUGCGGUGUAGAAGUUUCUGAAGACGAUGGCAACUCGAAAGUGCUAUGUAGGCAGUGCGUCGCCUUCAUGAAUAAGAUGGAAGAUUUCAUUGUUAAAGCUCAGUCUUUGCAGGAAAAACCUCCUGAUGAAUUAUCUGUUAAAAGGUGCAUGCUACAGUCGCCAACACAACAGCCUUCGAAGCGCACUCAUCAAAUAAAUCGGUCACAAUUAAGUUCGGCAAAACAAUUGUUUUAUACAACAACAACAACAGAGGCUGACGUGACCGUCGAAACUGAAGCGUCUUCAAACACACAAAAUCAACGUGGAAAUAGGCAAGCUGUUAAUAUUUUGCCUAAACAAUCUUCAGAUGCUGGGUGUUCAUUUAAUGAUACGCUGGAAGUAGCUCAAUCUCUUUUAACCGAAAGGCAACAACAACUCAUAACACAAGCGUCAAACACUAGAUAUGCUACUGUACUGGCAGAUAUUCUUGCAGAACACUGUCCGACUGUUGUCAAUUCAAUUAAAAAGCUUAUCUGUAAAGAUAUAAGGAAGUCUUGCGAGAAACUAUGUAGGCGUUCACAAGGAUCAGUUUUAUUUGGAAAAGAUUAUGAGAGCUUACAAGACUUCGACUUCGAUAAAAUAUGGAACGAAUUUAAAACAAACGUACCUUUUCUUGUGGAGCUAAUGAAUGCAGCGUCUAACAAUGAUAGUGAUAUAGAAGGCACAGGGCAUGAGCUGAUGAUUAAAUAUUCAUUUUUGUAUUCUAUCCUCAUGAGUGAAAGGUGGCAUGAACUCUCCCUUGUUAAGCGCAUGAUCACAGUACUCACGAUUGAAGGUGCAUGGCUGUAG
Paramuricea clavata is the source of this 987-nucleotide messenger RNA. The record is from the annotation of a GenBank genome assembly. Lineage: Eukaryota; Metazoa; Cnidaria; Anthozoa; Malacalcyonacea; Plexauridae.